This is a messenger RNA of Cryptosporidium ubiquitum, 3087 nucleotides long. RefSeq lists its product as uncharacterized. The transcript has a single exon. Bases 1 to 3087 code for a protein of 1028 amino acids. The record is from RefSeq and is a predicted model, not a curated record. NCBI's taxonomy places the organism in Eukaryota, Apicomplexa, Conoidasida, Eucoccidiorida, Cryptosporidiidae.
AUGAAUAAGAGCCUAUUAAUUUACUAUUUUUUUAUAAUAGUAGUAAUUCUAAUUUCAAUUAAUGGGAGUUCAUUGGGUAAGAAGAAGAAUUUGGUAGAUUAUGAAGAAUGUGAAAACCCUGAAUAUUUUUUUCCAUGGGGUAAUGACUACAUGAAUGCUUGUUUGAGUUUUCAGUGCCAUAAGGUUCGGGAACAUAAAAACUGGUACCGCUUUUGGGAUAGAAAGCCAAAAUACAUACAUAAUAAUAUUAAUGGCAAUGAACAGGUAAUUCAAUGUUCAGAUUGUGAAGGUUUUUUAAAAAAAGGAGCUCUUUUUGGUGGAAUGUCACUUUGUACUCCAUUGGAAUUUGGUGGAAACUUUGAUACUCCGAAAGGUUGGGUAUCAGUAGCUACAGCAAACUUACAAUUAAACAAAGAAAUUAAGAACAAAAGUUCAAUAAAAUUAAUCCCAGAUAACUGGAGAAUUGAUGGAGAAACUGCGAAAUCAACUUUGGACUUGUCUAAAUGCUCUAUUUCAGAGGAAGAUUCUGCAGUAGCUUUAUCUAUAAUAGUAACUUUAUCAAACAUACAUGAAUCUUCAAAAAAGCUUCCAAAGUAUAGAGGUAUUUUAGGCCUGUCAGAUGACUCGAUUAAUGUUAGAAUUAAAACUCUUGGAAUUGACAUGGAAAAAUCUAUGGAUGGCCCUGAUAACGACUUAGAUGAAGAUGAAUUUGAUGAUGAUGAGUAUGAAAGUGAGGAUUUACAGCAAAGCAUGGUCCAAGAUGACGAUUAUAAUGAAUACUUAUUGUAUGACAUGAACAAGAUGGUAUCAACCCACCAUAGAAUUCCCAGAGAUUCAUCUAACACCAAAGCCAAAAACAAAAAGAGAAACGUUAAAAAGCAAAAACCAUUCACUGGUGCGGAAAAGCUUCCAACAAAAUGGAAACUUAGCAAAGGGCAAACUUCAAUUUAUUCAUCAUCUGACAUUGUGAGGCUUGAUCUCGCUUCAGGUCUUCAUCCUAAUGAUCUUGUCGAAGUUAUUCUUACAUGUAAUAACAAGUACAUGAAUUGCAAUAUCCAAGGCUUCGCCUCCUGCUUUAAUAUUCUCUGUAAAUCCGUCACCAAGGAAGAAUUAAUUCGUAGAGCAGCUUUAAAAAAAGCUAAACAGUUCAUUUCAAAUUCUAUUAUUACAGGAAGAAUAAAACCCAUAAUGAAUUAUAAUGACAUACAAUUCCAGCAAAGUUUCCCGCCAACUAACACAGGCCCAAUAAACAUGCAAUCUCAAUAUCAAAAUGCAAAUGUUCCCGUUAGAGGAGCCAAUUACGGGGUUCCAAAAAUGGUCUUUGUUAAUAAUGGUGCACAAAACAUGAAUAUAGGUAACCAAGUUGGAACUUCUGGAAUUUUGAAUGGUUUUGUUCAACAACCAGUAAAUACAAUGACUUCUCAGAAUGUCACAGUGCCCAAUGUUUUUAGAAUAUCUGUUGUACCAAACCAAACUCAAGCAAAUACCCAUUACCAGGGUUCGAAUAAUUUGGUUUCUAUUAAAACAGUAGCCAAGACACAGCAAUCAAAAAAAGAACAGAAAAAACCCAAUAUCCACAAAUUAAUGAUUGUCAAUAAUAAAAGUGACGUCCAAAAUCAGUUUAACACUGCUACAAACCCCCCACAGAAAAAUCAAUAUGUUUUAAAGGCUAGAGUAGAUAUGAUUCAAACUCCUGAACCAACAACUACGCCUACUAAUAGUAAUUACAUUGUGAAUGGGUUGAACUGUAAUGGUGGGCAAGCUCCUGUUGAGUAUAAUUUAUUAUUAAAUCCAAAACUAUCAACAACUUGUGAGCAAGUUUCUAAACCAAAAAGUGUGAGAGCUAGUUAUAUUGUAAAUCAAAAUCCAACAAAUCCUGUGGAUAAACCUCAAACAAUCAAUAUCAAACUCCAGCAGCCCCCAGCAUUAAGACCUAAAAAGAAAACGGCUAAAAUUCCAGACACUAUCAAAUUAAAUGUUGUGCUACCAACAACGACUACUACUCCUGUACCAGUUCAAAUUAAGUUGGUUAAUGCUGGUAAACCUAUUCAAGCAAAGAAAAUGGUUAAUAUGGUUUCUAAAGUUGACAAGAACGAAGUAAAACAGGUUAAAAAACCACAAAACAAUAUUGUACUAAGGUGCAAUUUGAAUAUUGAGUCUGAAAAAGUUGAUAAGAAUUGCAAUCAUGUUUUUAAACCAAAAAAGGUUAAAGAAACUCCAGAACCAAAAGUCGUAAAGAUUGUGGUUGAAAACGCGCCUAGUAAGACCAAUAAAACUUUUAAAUCGAAUAAGUCAGGUUCAGAUAAAGUUAUAGAGGCCAGAAUUGUAGAAAAUGUCAAUGAAAGAAAGUCAGGAAAGAAGGUUCUUAACUUAGUACCUAAGUACACUUCCUCUAGAGAUAAUAAGGACACUUUAUCAUCUGAUUUGAAUUAUAAUAGUGACAACUUGAAUGGGAAAGUACGUAGAAAGAAAACCCCUAGUCCUAGUUCAGAUAUUAAAAUUAUUAUAGAAGAGCCUAAAAAAGCUAAACCUCUCAAAGAAAAUACAACUAAAAAAGUUUAUUCAAGUUCCAAAAAAGACCUCUAUGUUCUAAAAAAAACUCUUCCUUCCAAAGAAAAAAAAUAUGUUAAACAUACAAACAAUGUUAUAAAAUAUAAAGAUGUAGUUCCAGAUGAUUAUGUUGAGUUUGAAGUUGAAAUUGAUGAGGUGGAAGAUUUGAAUGAAGAUGAAUCCGACACAUUGAUUUUAAAAAAGGUUUCAAGGAAUAAAGAUUAUAAAAAACCUGUCAAACCAACAAAAUCUGAGAUUGAUUUUAUAGUUAAUGUUGAACCAUUACAGAAAGAAAUGAAUAAAAAUAAUAUUGAUAUAAGAGAAAAGACAGAAUUUAAAGAUGAAAGAAUAGAACAACCUGAAUCUGGUGUUAAAAUAGACAAUAGCUCUUUAAUUGAUUCUUCUGUUUAUGAGAAUAAUAAUAAAUACAAAAAUCAUAAUGAAACAAUCACAGGAAAGUAUAUUUUGGGAUAUUCAAUAUUAAUCAGUGUAUUUUUGUUCACAGUAUUCAUUGUGAUUAAAUUAUUCCUGCUUUAA